AUGCAGAUUAUGGAUAAACGUAAUAUAUGGAAUUUAGUAAAAGAUAAUCCACACGAGAAAUCAUUAACUCAACAGCCUACAACACGAUCCUUCUUUGAUUAUGAUUUUAAUCAACAAUUGGUUGAUGUUGAAACGGUAGCUGAUGCAGCUGAAUUACCGCCGGAAAAAAUUUCCGAAAUACUUGAUGAAAUGGUUCGCAAGGAAUCGGAGAGAAAAAAUAUUAUGUUUGGAAUUCGCAAAAUGAGUAGCAAAUUAAUGAAUAAAUUAAAAAUUGGACAUUCUAAAAGUACUAAUAUUAUUGUGGAUCAAACAUCAAAAGUUUCGGAAUUAUCGUCACCAAUUUUGAAGACAUCAUUGUCACAUCAUCAUCAACAUUCAAUCACCACUAGAUCAUCGGAAAAACCAAUUUUUACAAUUGAUGAGCAAUCAUCCGGUUUAUCAUCACCGCCAUUAUCGGUAGCUAAACCGGCAUCCAACUAUCAAUCAUCUUUUCGUGAAAAUGAAAUUAACACUAAAUGUGCUUAUUUAUUUCGUGGUGAUUCACUGUACAACAGUAAACAACCGGAUCCGGAUCCUGAAUCGUUGGACAAUCAAGUUGAACGUGUUUAUGUCUAUGAUCCAUUUUGUCCAAUUCAUGGCUCAAGACGUCGUAUGAUUAGCAGAAGGACAAGAAUACGAGAUUUUGAUUAUCAUUUAACCAGUUUUGCUGCAAAAUUAAUUCGAAAAAGACGCCGUGCGCUUUUGUCUGGCUCCGAGAAAUAUCGUUCUGAUAAAGCAAAAAGAAAAAUUCGAGUAAAUUUAUGGAUUGUUAGCUUAGCAUUUUUAUUUCUUUUUACUGCUUUUCAUGGUUUACAAAAUUUACAAUCAUCAAUUAAUGGUCGUUUGGGAACAGAUAGCCUUUCAAUCUUUUAUAUCAGCUUAUCAUUAUCAUAUUUAUUUGUUCCAUCAUUCAUUUUGAAUCGUCUUGGAUGUAAACGUACGUUAAUCGCAUCAUCAGGAAUAUUUAUGAUUUAUAUGCUUUCAAAUUUUCUACCUAAAUAUUACUCGCUUAUUCCAGCCUCUAUUCUUGCCGGAUGUGCCGGAAGUUGUCUUUGGGCAGCAAAAUGUGUUUACAUUUUAGAAUGUGGAACAAAAUAUGCGCAAUUAAAUAUUGAAGCGCAGAAUGUCGUUAUUAUUAGGUUUUUUGGCUACUUCUUUAUGGUACUACAUUUAGGCCAGGUAAUUGGUAAUCUUAUUUCAUCCUUUAUUCUUACCGCUUCAACCGGUUAUUAUCAAUUAGAAGAUCAGGUGCAAAAAUGUUGUGGUCAUUUAUUUCGUGAUAAUAUAUCAUACCUAAGUAAGCAAGCAAUUGAAAAUUUACAGCGCCCGGCGCAAAGUGUUUAUUUGUCACUUUGUGGCAUUUAUUUCUGUUGCACAAUUGUUGCACUUAUGAUUGUGCUACUUUUUUUGAAUUCACUAAGAAAAGAUGAAAUUUCCAGAUUAAAUGCACCAUUCUUUUCAACAGAUAUUUGUAAAGCAAUAUUUCGGAAUCUUACUUAUCCUAAAUCACUGCUACUUGUACCUUUGACACUUUUUAGCGGUGUUGAACAAGCAUUUGUUGUAGGCCUCUAUACAAAAGCUUACAUUGGCUGUGGCCUUGGUAUUGGCCAAAUUGGAUUCGUAAUGACAGGAUUUGGUGUAGCAGAUGCUGUUUGUAGCCUAGUUUUUGGGCCAUUGAUGAAAUUAUUUGGACGAAUGCCUUUAUUUGUUUUUGGUGCUGUUAUCAGUAUGCUUAUUUGGCCUUUAAAUCCUGGUGAUACAUCAUUAUUCUAUGCUAUUGUUGGUGUUUUAGGCAUGGCUGAUGGUGUCUGGAACACUCAGAUUAGUGGAUUAUGGAUAGCACUAUCUUCUAGUCAUCUUGAAGCUGCAUUUGCUAAUUAUCGAUUCUGGGAAUCAACCGGUUUUGGUUUAGGACUUAUCCUGAUCCGUUUUACAAAUAUCACACAAUUUUUACUUAUUUCAUUAGGAAUGCUAUUGAUUGGAAUGCUCUGUUAUUUGAGUAUCGAAUUUUAUGAUAAUAUCAGUCUAUAUGGUAGACGAAUGGUUGAUAUGUGUCGAAUUAGACAUAAAAAUCAGCUUGGCAAUAAACCGCUUUCAUCAAUGGAAACAUCAUUAAUUAGUGCGACAAGUGCGCCAGAAAAAACUACAUCAACUAUUACAUUUAUUACUUCGAACGGUUCAGGUUGCAAAGUAAUGUUCGCUUCAACAUUGAAUCAUGCGGAAGCAUUUCUGAAAAGUAUAUGCUGUGAUCAAUGUCAUCAGCUAUCGGAUAAGUUACAGUUUAUUGGAUCAUCAUGCAAGCAUGUUUUUUGCUGGACAUGUGUCAACACAAUUUGCGAUGGAAAGUCUUUCCCAUUAUGUCCACAGUGUUUACUACCCGUUGGAUUACAGCAUAUGAAGUCCGCCACUUUUGCUGAUCAGCUUUUCCAAAAUCUUUUAUCUCUGAAAGAAACUCUAUCUGACUUUACCAUUUCCCAGUAUGAUCGACAACUUAUGCUUAGUCUAGUUGAAACAGAUAAACAGCCAAGAACUGUGGAAGAGUUUUGUUCUACGCAGGAAUGUGUUAAAAUCGAAGACGAUGUUAAUCAUACGAACAUAAAUGAGCAACGUAAUGGAUUACCGUCAGAAACAUCUCCUGUUUCGAGUGGUAAUGUUUUGGACCUUGUUUCGCUAUCAGGCGAUGUUACACCAUCCACGAAACUAAAUGAUACUGUUAUUGCUAGAACUUCUAUCCAAAAUGAUGUUGUAAUGACUCAGCAAUUACGUGUUUAUGAUGAACCAGAGAAAUUUCAAUUCUUCAAGGAACCACCCCGAAAUACUUUUGGUAGAGCUGUAGCAAAGAAAAGGACGUCAAUUGAUUCUGAACUUGGAUUGAAAAAUUGGGGCGCUAAAAAUCUAGGUGCAAUCCCAUUAAAAACAACAAUAGCACAAAAUUCUCAUAAAUCACCAGUUCAACGAUAUGAAUAUAAUCUAGUGAAUGCAACUAUACGCGGAUCAAAAAAAAAGCUUUUGGAAGCUUUAAAGAAUGGAGAAGAUGCUAAUGAAAGUGACAAUCUUGGUUUCACGGCGCUUUAUCAUGCUGCAGCUCAUAAUUACACUGAAAUUUGCAAAAUUUUGAUUGAAAAUGGUGCUCUCAUCGAUGCGCAUGGUGGAGAGCUAUGCGAAACAGCUCUUCACGCAGCUGUGCGUUGGCAGGCUGUUGAUGUUGUAGAAUACUUGUUAUCAAAGGGAGCAAAUAGACGAGCGCGUAACUUGAAAGAUGAAACACCAAUGGAUUUGAUUAAAGAUGAUGAAAUGCGAGCAGUUUUUGGCAGAAUUUCCCAUCCGAUUCAAAUGGUAUAUCCUUCUCGAAAAUCCAAAAAAUAUUCUGUCUUCCUAUCGACAACAUUACCGAAUUUAAACAUUGAACGUGGCAAACUUUCAUUCAGUGAUCUGUUACAAAAUACUAUGAAUUUAGAAAAUGCCACACAUUUUGUUGUUCAAGCAGGGAAAAACCGAGGAACAGAAAUCAGUGUUGAAAUUUUGGAAGCUAUGCUGCGUGGACAAUAUAUUUUAACCAGUGAAUGGUUGAAUGCAUGUUUGGAAGCAAAUGACAUCGUAGAUGAAGAGAUGUAUGAAAUUUCAACAAUUAUUCGUAAUGGUCAACUGCUUGCUAAAAAUUCAUGUUCUACAGCCAGAAUAAAUUAUGCUAGAAUGGAGCCAGAGCUUUUUCGAGGAUGUCACUUUUAUUUUUGCAAGCAUAAAUACUUACCAUAUCGAGAAAAUGAAGUCAAGAAACUAGUUCGAUUAGCUGGAGGUGUAAUACUUGGAAGAGAACCCAAAAUAGAGGAAUAUAUCGAGAGUGGACUAAGGCCAUAUCAUGCGAAAAGAGCAGGAAAUAAUUUGAAUGAGCUGUUUGGUUUAUUCGUAGUGUAUAUGCCAGGCCAGUCUAUUCCACAACGGGUUACGAAGCAAAAAUUUAUCAGCCUUAUUACGCCAAUUUGGAUAAUGGAAUGUAUCGCGAAAUUUACACUUUUGCGACCCGAAGAUCAAUGA
Molecule: messenger RNA, 4074 nt
Organism: Brugia malayi
Lineage: Eukaryota; Metazoa; Nematoda; Chromadorea; Rhabditida; Onchocercidae
Gene: Bma-unc-93
Product: protein 2, putative
Exons: 27
Coding region: 1-4074 (1357 amino acids)
Biological process (GO): regulation of potassium ion transport; regulation of muscle contraction
Cellular component (GO): plasma membrane; striated muscle dense body
Molecular function (GO): potassium channel regulator activity; protein binding
Source: RefSeq, a predicted model, not a curated record